GCUUCACUCACCUCGCCGGAGUAUAAGGACCGUUACUCAUCAAUGAUAGCAUCUGCAAAAACCUCUAGUAACCAUUGCAUUCAUUUCAACCUGACAUCGCCCGUCAUUCUCGCCCGUGAGUGAGUCACACUCCCUCUAGCCCUACUAGUAACUACAGCCAAUACCUCCGGAUUACCUCUCUUUUCCGCCGAUCUCUCUGCCACAUACAUACCUAGGUACACGCGCGCGCGCAAGUCCUCCACGCCAAUGCAAUCAUGGCCCAAUCGCAAGCCUUCCACUUCCCAAUCACCACGCCCAUCGCAAACGACCGCGUGAAGCUCGUCCCAUUCGACAUUGAUCUCCACGGCGCCGCCUUCAUCGCCCAGUCCGCCUCCCACCCAGAGCUCUAUGCCAACAUGUCCUUCAUCCCCUUCACGACCGUCGCCGAGCUGAAGGCAGCCUUCGCCAGGCCCGACACCAUCUUGUCCUCCUCCAACCCGGAAUCCUACAUCUUCGCCAUCAUCGACAAGACCAGGGACCGGUCGCCCGAGGACCCGGAGGGCGAGCUGGCAGGCAUGGUCGGCUACAUCCACACGCUCCCGGCCUUCUUCAGCAGCGAGGUAGGCGCCAUCGUCGUUCUGCCCAAGUACCAGCGCUCCCACGUGACGAGCAACGCCGUCGGGCUGUUGCUGCAGCACGGCUUCGCACCCGCCGACGAGGGCGGCCUGGGCCUGGUGAGGAUUCAGUGGUAUUGCAGCGCGGCCAACACUGCCAGUGCCAAGGUCGCCGACCGCAUGGGCUUCGAGAAGGUCGGCUUGAUUCCGUACCACAUGAAGUUUCCGCUGGGCAAGAAGUACGGCAAGUUAGGCAACGGCAAGCCGGUCCCGCCUGGAAGCCACCCGGAUGAUGUGUGGAGGGAUUCGCUCUACUACAGCUUGAGUUGGGACGUGUGGGAGGCUGAGGCUAGGGACAAGGUCGAGAAGGCCAUCAGUCGGUGAUGGUUUGGGUGAAUUAAGGGCGCAUAGUUGAUCUGUGUAUGUGGUUUCUAAGCAGUCCAAUUCUCAUAACGUGCGGGUCGGAUGAGGAACAUGGAAAAGAGGAGAGAAAUCUCAUAUUCAAAGUUUCGCUCACCGUAUGAAGGCUCCACGUAUGUCCUCGGACGUAUGCAGAAUAGAAGUGGAAACAGUCCAAGUUCGCUGCAGCCUGGGAGAUAUCAACUACAUAUCAAUAAUAAUUCAACAUCAGCACCCCCAGUACAUA
Molecule: messenger RNA, 1239 nt
Organism: Diaporthe batatas
Lineage: Eukaryota; Fungi; Ascomycota; Sordariomycetes; Diaporthales; Diaporthaceae
Exons: 1
Coding region: 255-977 (240 amino acids)
Molecular function (GO): protein N-terminal-serine acetyltransferase activity; protein-N-terminal-alanine acetyltransferase activity
Source: RefSeq, a predicted model, not a curated record